Haliotis rubra (blacklip abalone) is the source of this 2637-nucleotide messenger RNA. RefSeq names its product calcium-activated chloride channel regulator 3A-1-like. NCBI's taxonomy places the organism in Eukaryota, Metazoa, Mollusca, Gastropoda, Lepetellida, Haliotidae. The coding region runs from base 621 to 1673 and encodes 350 amino acids. The transcript has 11 exons. The record is from RefSeq and is a predicted model, not a curated record.
CGACCCGGCCACACAGCUGCCAGGGAAGGACUGCUACUUUCUGUCGGACGUGGACGGCAACACGGCUAGAGCGUCCAUCAUGAACGAUGUCUUCGUCAAAUCGGUGACUACAUUUUGUGAGAGCAAUACCAAUGACCCGGAUUACCUUCACAACGACCUGGCCCCGAACCUGCAUAACAAGAUGUGUGGGGGCAAGGGCACCUGGGACGUCAUCUUGGAGAGCCCCGACUUCAGGGGAGGUACCAACCCACCCGUCAACAAGACCGAGGCUGAGAUAAGACCGACGUUCAACGUUCUGUUCAACGCUAAAACCACAACACACACUGGAGGGGAAGUCUGUGGUAGACCCGUGGUCCUUGUCCUGGAUGUUUCCGGUUCAAUGCUAUCGAACGACCGCUACUUCAAACAAGGUCAGACAGCAGACAAACUCAUCAGAGAUAUCCUUCCCGUGGGAACCAAGGUCGGGGUGGUAACGUUUAGUUCCACAGCGUCUAUAGCAAUACCACUGACGCUGUUGUCGACGACCGCUGACAGAGACCGUGUUUCAAACCAGCUGCCGACACAGCUAUAACUAUGGAGGUUCCACCGGGAUUGGUCGUGGACUCCUUCUUGCUAAACAGAUGCUAGAAGGUGCAGGUGCGUUAAAGGAAGGCAGGAUAGUGCUGAUCACAGAUGGAGAGGAGAACGUUCCACCUUACGUAGCUGAUAUGAAAGGACAGUUACUCCAGGCUGGAGUCCGGGUACACGCAGUGGCCUACAGUAGUGCAGCUGCCCGUGCCAUAGGGAAACUAGCAAAUGAAACAGGUGGCCAAUACGCCUACUAUUCUGAGGGCGCCGCCUCCACCGUCCUCGACAGCGUCAUCGAGACCUUGAUGAAAGACAUCUCCAUCUGUAACAACAGGGUCCGUAUAGAGAUAUUGAGAGCAGCUAAGUUUGUGACUGGCGGUACAACUGUGGAAGACGACGUAAUUAUGGACGCUACAGUAGGGAGUGAUACAAUGUUUGUCUUCACCCUCCCGCAUGGAACAUCAGUGACGGUACGAAGUAGUGAAUAUUCCAUCGACCCCACACUCAACAUCGUCAGAUUCAACUUCCACAAAGCACAGACAGGGGUAUGGCGCUAUUCACUGUGGAGCCCGACAUCUGGCACAGUGACCCUUGUGGUGAAGGCGCUCCCCGCGGACCACGCCCAACCCUAUGAGAUCAACUCCUGGCUGUCCUCCACGGGCGCUGAUCUCUCCAUAGCUAACCCAGUUAAACCUAUCGUCUAUGUCAGUGUACGCAAAGGCUACUCCCCCGUUGUCGACGCUGACGUUACUGUGAUUGUAGAACGACCAACUGGUCCUCCCGUGACUCUAAAACCACAGGAUGACGGGACAUUGCCGGACAACAUGGCCGACGACGGGGUGUAUUCCGUGUACUUCACCCAGUUCAGCGGAAACGAGAGAUACUCCCUGGAUGUAGACGUGAGGACCAUCGCUCACAAAACACGCUACUUCAUUCAGGGAGGUCCCGCCUUCGGGAGGGCAAACUCAAGAUUUCACAACGUUACUCCCCUGUCACAACUAAACUUGCCGAGAAUUUCACCCGCUCAACCUCUGCUGGUGCAAUGGACGUGGAUGGCUUUGAGAAAGGAAAAGACAUGUAUGCCCCGAGUAGAGUCACCGAUCUGAAGGUCAUCUCUUUUGAUACCAGAAAUCAUACAGUGACCUUGACCUGGACUGCACCUGGGGACGAUCUCAAUGUCGGCACUGCUUCCAGAUAUGAAAUACGAAUCGCAGAAACUACUGCCGCACUGAGAAAUGAGUUCUCGUCUUGCCUAAACGUGACACCAAAUAUGAUCAUAUCUGGACAUUUGGCGCCCAGCCCCGCCAACAGCAGGGAGGAGAUGACGAUCAAGACACCCGUUGGUUGGACGACGGUCGGGUUUGCCAUGGUGACCUUUGAUGAAGUCAAUCACGACUCUGAUAAAUCCAAGAUAGCUAUGGCAACUUUCAAACAAGUAACACUUACAGGCGAAGUAACUGCCGAAACAAAGCUACCGUGGCAGUCGUCCACGUCACUACCCAUGCAGUCGGACGAGUCACUACCGAUGCAGACGCCAAGCCCGGUUGUAAUCGUCGCCGUUGUCGGCGGUACAUUAGUGGCUGUUGUUGUUGGUGCUGCAGGUGCUGUUUUAUUGCCAGGAUGUUCAUCAAGAAGAAGAUUCUCCAUAUGCCAUCCGACCCGCUUGAUGCCGAAAUGACCGAGCCAUCUGUUCCACACGAGUCGUUCUUCUUAAAUGUGAAAUAUUGAACUAUUGUACUAUGUCAGUCAGUUGUUGUUUAGGAUAUUCCACUUCAUCACACCGAACAUCAUUGUACUGUCCAAUGACCACUGAUGAGACCACACUCAGACUGAGACAAUCGCCGGCCCAGGACAAAGACUCACACUACAACGAUACCAUGUUUUACCUGGUGAAUAUUGAUUGGAGGCGUGAGGUUGAGGUGAAUGAGUUAUACAAGACAUUUAAUCGCACCUCUGAGUCACUACGAUAUCUGUAGUUACAGUAAAAUACAUUUCCACGAUGUAAAAUAUACAUUUGAUGUGAUGAUCGUGCAUAAUUUAUAAGCAAUAAAUGAUGAUUUACUAAUCAAA